Corylus avellana is the source of this 2326-nucleotide messenger RNA. Its product is annotated as BEL1-like homeodomain protein 11. Gene Ontology annotation, biological process: regulation of DNA-templated transcription. Gene Ontology annotation, molecular function: DNA binding. NCBI's taxonomy places the organism in Eukaryota, Viridiplantae, Streptophyta, Magnoliopsida, Fagales, Betulaceae. The record is from RefSeq and is a predicted model, not a curated record.
UGUCCUUUCAAUAUCUCUAUGCAUGACUAGAACACCUAACAGGAAAAAGUUAGAUAUUCCCAUAUGGUUUGCAGGAUCAUAAGCUGACAAUCCUAGAACUAGGAGUGUGCAAAAGAUAGCCCACUUUUUACCCUCCUUUUACAGAGUGAACAGAACAAGUUAACAUAUUGAGAAGUCCUCACUCCUCACUCCUCCUGUGAAGAGAGAAGGAGAGAGAGUUUUACACUCUUCUGAGCUGAAUUUACUUUCGAGUCUCCCGAAGAAAUGCAACUGUUGGCACUAAAGCUGGAGGAUUGGCACUUUUGCUUGUUUUAUUUUCAGGGAAGUCGGGGACCAUCUUUUCCUGUCAUUUUCUGCAAUUUUAUUUACUUAAGCCAAUUAACUUUGUUUUCGUUAAAGAACUAGCAGAACUCUAUGUCUAUAGGUUUUCUGCUGCUCAGAUUUAGACCUGCGUGAGAAAGAGAGAGAAUCCUCUUUCUUCUCUGAGUUAUCAUUAACAAAGGAUCUCUCUGGUUCUUGAUUUCAGUCUCUCUGCUCAGUCGGCCUCUUCUUAAUGAUCCAGCUUAUCCCCCGUGUACUAGUAAUUUUGUGCAACACAUGAGGACCACAAGUUUAAGAUUGUUUACAUCGCUCUAUUUAUUGCUUUCAGAGCCAUUAAUGUGGAAUUACUCGUCUGCAAAUCCAGCUUCAAGUAGCAUACACCCAUUCACCAUCUCAAACUCCAUUCAUGAUCAAAACCAUUUUCAAAACCAACAUUUUGAUGCUUAUGGGUCUGCAUUAAGAGGCAGUGACACACUCCCUCAGUCUCUUGGUGUGUUUCCCAGCGUUCAAUCUCUUGGGGAAAGAAUGUCUAGAUCGAUAGACCUUGUUCGAGCUUCGGCGGUGGCGGAGGAACCCGAGAUCAGCCACACUAGACAUUUCAUGGAUCUGCUUGGAGCAGCAAACGAGAACAAUCACCAUGCCCAGAGGCUGUCACUCUCUCUGGGGUCUCACAUGCUUGUUCCUUCUGUGCAAUACAGGCAGAGGUCUUUGAAUUCGGAUCUUAUAAGCCCCAGUUACUUGAUUUCUGGAGAAGAAGCACGAGAAGCCUGUAAUCCAGGAGUGGAACAUGUAAGCAACGACUACUCUUUCACAGGCAAUGCAUUUGCUGCUGCUUCAAGCUCACUAAAUCGCUCUUGUCCAGUUUCAUAUGGAACAGAAUCUUUUGCUGCCGUUAUUGCAAAUUCAGUAUAUUUAAAACCAGCUCAGUCCCUUCUGAAAGAAACUGUUAAUGUCAGUGGAGAUGCAGUUGAAAUAAGCAAUGAAAAAUAUAUUGAAAAGUUAUCUCGUGGAGGUAGAAAUCUGGGACUUUCCUCUGAACUAAAAGCAGAAUUGUACAGUAAUGGACUCUUAUCAGCAGAGAAACAUGAGCUUCAAGUUAAAAUUUCAAAGCUUAUUUCCUUGUUGGAUGAGGUUGAUGCAAGAUACGAGGAAUACUAUCAUCAAAUGGAAGAAGUGGUCUCAUCAUUUGAGAUGAUAGCAGGUGUGGGAGCUGCCAAGUCUUACACUGCACUAGCACUCCAGGCCAUGUCUAGGCAUUUCUGCAGCUUAAGAGAUGCAAUAAUUUCUCAAAUAAACGUCACAAAGAGAAAAUUCAUACAGGCUUUACCCAGAAUCAGCACCGGAUUAUCGCAGCUUAACUUGUUCGAUACCGAGAAUCGACGAAAUCGAAUGUCCCUUCAACAGCUUCGGAUGAUCCAAAGCCAACGGCAAGCGUGGAGACCGAUCCGAGGCCUGCCGGAGACUUCUGUGGCAAUCCUGCGCUCUUGGCUUUUUGAACACUUCCUCCACCCAUAUCCAAAUGAUUCUGAAAAGCUAAUGCUGGCAUCACAGACAGGCCUGACCAAGAACCAAGUUUCAAAUUGGUUCAUAAAUGCUCGGGUUCGGCUGUGGAAACCUAUGAUUGAAGAAAUGUACAAAGAAGAGUUUGGGGACUCUUCAGAAGACUCCAACCCAUUAGCUAGCAAUUCAGGGACAAGGGAAGAUGUCACAGAUCAUGCAGAGGAUUGAAGUGGUAGGAAAAUCAAAUCAAAAUUAGGGGUAGAAAUUAAUGCAAACUUUUUGUCAGGAGCCAAUUAAGACUGACUUCUUGUAAGCUCUCAUUUUUGCAUAUAUAGAUUAACUACUAUCACUAUCAGGGUGUUGGUUGAACUAACCCUGCUCAGAUUACUUCGACCUCAAGAACAAUGAGAGGUCUUAGUUUCUAAAGCCUGUUAGAAUUGUGCAAGUUGGCUGCUAAGAAAACUGCCCAAUUGUUUUGUUAAUUUCAUGUUAAAUUUAAGUUGCA